Molecule: messenger RNA, 10265 nt
Organism: Panthera uncia (snow leopard)
Lineage: Eukaryota; Metazoa; Chordata; Mammalia; Carnivora; Felidae
Product: interleukin-36 beta-like
Exons: 5
Coding region: 9352-9828 (158 amino acids)
Biological process (GO): positive regulation of gene expression; cellular response to lipopolysaccharide; positive regulation of T cell differentiation
Molecular function (GO): interleukin-1 receptor binding; cytokine activity
Source: RefSeq, a predicted model, not a curated record
UGGAUACAGAGAAGGUUCGGAGCUCAUGAUCUGGCGACUAGUGUGGAACUGAUUCGUUUUGUUUUCUUUCCUAUUUAGAUUACAUUUUCCAUAUGCUUUGUAUGUUGCCAGUAUAUUUCACGUUGUAUAAUGUAUCCUUUUAAGGUUAAGGAACGUUCCUUAAAUAAUUCUUAACAAUAGUUAAACUAUUUUUUUCCUAAUUCUAAUAUGUAAACAUAAAGCCAAAUAUAUACUUCAUGUGUUUACAUAACAGAAAAGCUAAAACUAAGCUGUAAAAUGAAGUAGAAAACGUAGUAAACUGAAAUUAGCGAGAGUAAUUGAAUGAGGAUAGCUCACUGGGGUUUCACUGGGGAGAGAAGGACCCCUAUCAGUGGUGACAGGCCAGGGUGGAGAUAAUGCAUGUAAAAGAACACUACUAUAUGACUACUUUCUGUACAGUCUCACAGCCUUGAUUUCUUUGCCUCUUCUAGACUUUUCCUUUUAGGCAUCCACAAGAUCUCUUUAAAAAUAGCAGUAAAGGUGAUGACAGAGCCUAAGGCAGGGCAAACUACAAGCUAGCACACUGCCCCCACUCCCCCAGGUGGCAUAUGUGGGAUAUUCCUCAGGCACUGCUGGCUGCCCAGGGACAAAGGAGAGGAAAUAAACAAGUAGCUAACUGAUAGAGAUCACAGUCAUGCAGGACCAGAGUCUCCCUCAGUUCACAAAUAUCUUAGUAAAUUUCAAGAAAAAGUCAAUCUUAUCAAAUAGCCUAAUCUCCAGAAACCUGUAGAAUCAGUUUGCUGGAGCCCCAACAUCACCCUUCCAUAGUGAUAUAGGAAACAAAGGCAAGAAGGAAAUGGCAGGUAAAAUUAAGUGCCGUAUAACCUGCGGCCCAUUGACAAAUGCUUGAGGCAAAUACAGAGUACCACGUUUCUCCAGGAACCCCCUACCGUCCUAAUGUUAAUGCCUUACUAGAGGAAAACCAACCUUAGCUUGAUAAUAGCAAGGCCUCAGGUAUCUUAGGAGUCCUCUUUAGCAUACCAAAGUCCCUCUGGAGGCCUUCCUUUUGUCUUUACCUCCCCCCCCCCCCCAGCCAUAGCGUAUAACCAGUCAUUGUUCACAACCACAGUGCAGCUCUUCCUGCCCACAGGUCCUGUCCGCCUGCUUUAAUAUCACCUUUUUGCACCAAAGACGUCUUCAAGAAUUCUUUCUUGGCCGUCAGCUCCAAACCCCACGAACCCCACCAUCACCCCAAAACUUCAUCAAAGGUGCCUUUUCUUGGAACAGAGAGCCUAGCUUUCCCACGGGUCAUGCUUCAGAUGAUGUGUUCUGAUGAAAUUAAAUCACUGUGGGUAUAAUUGUAGAAAGAUGUAGCUACAUCUGGUUCUGUAUAUAACAGAUUUCUUAUUUUGACUCUGAUACUACAGACAUAGAAAGUUCUGUUUGCUUAAAUACAAUUUCCAAAAUAGCGCCAGUCGCUUACUUUUUUUUUUUUUUCUUCCUACUUUUGGACAAUCAGACCACAUACUCUACUAAGCAGGCCAGUAAGCAAUCAGUAAGCCCCGAUUUAAUGCAACAUCUCUUGAUCUUUGACGUUUUCUUCCUCAAUUAAAUAUAGUUUUAGCAUUGCAGUUUUAUUAAAAAACAGCAUUAAAAUGGGCACUAAGGUAAUUAGUUCUGGGAUAUUAAAUAGGAGAAUUGGUUAUUGAAUAUUUACUACUAUACUCACUGCUCAUAAAUGGUGAUAGCUUCUUAUAUCUGACCAUUUACAUUGUUACACUGUCAGUUGUUACAUCUGCCAGUUGGGAUCCAAUAGCACAUUUGCUUGUGACGUGAUUAUGGUCUGAGUGUUACAGCACCUCCAUCCUCCUACAGGCUGUGUGGUGAUUCCAUUGUCCCAUCUCUUUACCGCAAAAACUUCAUGCAGGUGAUGUGACACUUUGGAUUGUCACUUAGCACAGGUUUGAGCUCAAACAAAAGCUCAAAUAUGAGUUCUGGUGUCAUGUAACUGGUUAUCCUGAUGGUACAGAAGAGGUUCUGAUAACAUAUUUAGAGUGUAAUCAAAAUGAAAACAUAGUAAUCUCUAGCUUGUGGAGCCUGGAGAGCAGACCUCCAGAGACCCUCCGCUUAUCCAUCACGAUUGUGAAAGACCACAGCAUAUGAAAUCAUAGAAAGGACCCUAUGAGUAGCAACGUCCUCAUUUUCAGGUGAACACCUGUUUUUCACACAUCUGAAUAUCCAAUGCUCUUGCAUUUGGGUGGGUUCCGUGAGCUCCAGGCCAACACUCACUGAAGGAUUUGGUUCUUUUGCAUCUUUGGUAUGAAGGGCUUGAUGCCCUGUGUUGGGGGAGGUCAUUGAGAGGAUGUGACCACCAGCUGACCCAUGAGCUGGACCCUGGCAGCUGGAGGCUCCUCACCCCCUCUCCUGUCCUUGCAAUGUGUGCUCUGGGUGCCUUCCUGGCUCCCAGAAGGUGCCCCAAGGACAUAGCCUUGAGGCAGUGUAGUGAUGUGAUGUUGAGACAUCUGGACGGUACCUGUGGCUGAACCCAGUUAAAGCUUCUAUAUAAAUUUUUAAUAUUCUAGUGGGUGGGUAUGGAAAUGUACUCAUCUUACAGCUGCCCCCAAACAAGCAUCAUAUAUAAAUUCCCUUGCUUAUUAAACUUGCCACCUACAGAUCUGGGGUGAAUUAUUUCUUUCUUUGGUCUCAAUCCUGACCUACCCAUAUGAGGACUGGUUUCAGAUUACACGGGGAAACUCCUGAGAAGGUGUAAUCUAAGAGAUUACACUGAGAGAGGGGGAUUUUGGAUUCCAGGAAGGAAUUUAGAACCUUGCCACCAAAAUCACAAUUGCAGUGAAAACAGUUGAGUGGGAUGUUUUUCUGCUGAGCUGCUUUGGGGCUUGUAUCUUCCGGCACCAGGAUGGCUGAAGGGCAAAGACCACUUCCUGAAGCUGGACUUGAAGAUACUGUCCCUGAACUCACAAACGAUUGGGCACAGGGACUAAAGAUGCUGUCUCCGGGACACUGAGAACAGUGGCUGUAAUUAAUAAUCCUCACGUCAAUAAAACAUUACUUUUUAUUUCUCAGCCUUUAAAGAGUUGUUUAAAAGAAGAUUCUUACCAAAGCAAUACAUGUCUAUGAUUGAAAGCAAUAUCCUGCCCCGAUCAUAUUUCCAUGAGGCAACUGCUAAGUCUUUUUCAGCUCUUUUUCCUCCAUGUGUCUAGGUAUAUGUUUUACUCCUAUUUCUUGAAUUACCAACUUUAGACCAACUUUAUCUUUUCUUUUUUUAAAAAAAGUUUUUAUUUAAUUAUGAGAGAGAGAGAGUGAGCACAAGUGGGAGAAGAGCAGAGAGAGAGAGGGAGACACAGAAUCUGAAGCAGGCUCCAGGCUCUGAGCUCUCAGCACAGAGCCUGCUGCAGGGUUUGAACCCACGAACUGAGAGAUCAUGACCUGAGCCAAAAUCGGAUGCUCAACUGACUGAGCCACCCAGGUGCCUGAGACAUUAUCUUUUUUACCAGGCAGAUGGCAUUUGCAUCCCUACUAUACAAAAAUCAUGUGCUCUUUAUCUAUUUGCUAAAGUUAAUAGAAGUAGUAAGUCAAACAAAAUAUAUUUAUAGAGAGUUAGAUAAACUUUGGGUGGUCCUGUUAGACAAUGCUCUGGUAUGACAUUGGAAAGGCACACAAUAAUCCUUUCGCCUUUUUCAGAAUUUGGAUAACUUCUCUGAAUGAUAUCAUUUUCCUUCAGCCUUUUCUUUUUAGGGGUAAGGAAUGCGGGGGGAGGUACAUGGGGUGGAAGUGACUUGCAGUGACCAUUAGUAGUAGGUUUGGGAAUGUGAUCCUCUUGAUUUCAAUUUCCAUCCCCUGGUGUUGGGGUGUUAGGAAGCACUGUUUGAGAAAUUAGCAACAAUUACCCAAAGCAAGACAGCAGAAUAAAGUAUGAUCCCCCUUGUUCCCAUCAUUGGGGCUGUCUAGCAGGGUGUCAGCAGAUGACCCACCCAGGGUGGAACAUUCCUGGCCACCUAAGCAUUGUUAUGUAAUGGUGUAAGUGCUGAAAUAUAUUGUGUAUCUAUAUUUCUCAAACUUGAAGUAAUAUCAGAAUCAUCUGGGGUCUGAACUACAAGCUCAGGUGUUUGGGCUCACUCUGGACCCAGUAAACUAAAACCUAUUCCCUGCAUAAUUCCUACUUAGUAGGUUUAGAGCAGGGAUGAAGAAUCAAUAUUUUACUAAUGACCUUAGGGAAUAGAAUGCACUCCCACUGUUCACAUGCCCACAGGGCAGCUGAAGACAAAGCCUGGCUAAGGUCAACUAGCAGAGUGAUUUUAUUUGCUUGGGUAGCCAGUGACUCUUCUGUGGUUGAUGCCUUCUGGUGGACAUUAACAAAAAAUACAAACAUCUUCGCAUUUUGUGCGCAUUCCCAUAUGUCCAUCCACAUGUCUUUACUCCAUAUCUCCUUAUCUUUUAGUCUUCUGAUCAGUGAGUGGGCAUUGACCACUGCCCAAGAAUCUAUAUGUAUUGUCCUUUUGGGACAUUGUUUUUUUGUUUCGUUUUUUUGGGACAUUUUGUAUUUUGUUUUGUUGUCUACUUGUGUGUUCUUGCAGUUCACUGAAUUUCUUUAAGAGGGUUAUUCAGAGUUCUUUGUCAGACCAUUUUUCUCCAUUUCUUUAGGGUCAGUCAUUGGAACUAUAUUAACUUUCCUUGGCGAUAUCAUGUUUCCUUGAUUAUUUGUGAUCCUUGUGGCCUUUAUUGGUGUCUGUGCAUUUAAGGAAGUAGGCACUUCUUUCAGUCUUGGCAGGCUGGCUUUGGAAGGGAAAGCCCUAUACCAGGCAGCUUGUCCAAAGAUUCUGCGUGGGCUUGUUCUAAAGUCCUCAGACAGGCAGGUCUGGUGCCUGGAUCAGCAGGUGGGCAGACCUGGUGCUUGGGUCCAUAGGGGCCGGUCUGGUGUCUGGGUUCACUGGGACAGGCCCAGUGCCUGUCUGUGGUGGUGGGCCUGGGACCCGGGUCUAUGUGGGUGGGCCUGGUGUCUGGGUCCACAGGAGCUGGCCUGGAAGCUGAGACAUGGAGGCCACCCUAGCAGUUGGGCAAGCCUGAGCCUGGGGCCAUGGGAGUCAGCCUGUAGCCUGUAGCUGCAGGGGCCAUGAAGGACCACUUGAAUCCACGGGGGCUGGCUUGGAGGCUAGGGCCCAGGGAAAUGUCUGGAGACUGGAGCUCUAGGAUCCAACCUGGUGCCGGGGUGGGCUGGGAGCCUGCAUCCAUGGGAGCCCAUGUAGAGCGUAGGUUUAUGGAGGGGGGAGCCUGUCUAAAGCCUGAGGCAAUGGGGCUGGCCUGGUGCUAGGGUGAACAGGUGGCCUGGACCCACAGGAGACUGCCUGGACCUUGGCCAAUGGUAGCAGCAUGGCACGGGGGCAGGCCAGGACCCUCCUUCCAUGGGAACUUAUUUGGGGUCUAGGUCUGUGAAGGCUGGCCUGGGUGCUGGGGCAGGCUGGUAGCCUGGGUCCAUGAGAGUGAGCCUGAUACUAGAGAGGGCCAGGAGUCUGGAUUUGCAGGAAGUUGCCUGGAGCCUGGAUUUGUGGGGGGUCUUCCCAGUGCUGGAAGCCUGGGUUUGUUGGAGCCCACCAGAAAUCUGGGGCAUGGUAACUGGCCUGGUGCCAGAGUAGGCCAAGAGCCUCAGGCCACAGAAGUCAGUCUGGUGCUGGUGUGGGCUGGUGGUGGAGUCUGCUGUGAAGUCAGUUCCUUACUUCACUCUUCUCCUGUGAACUGGAUGUCUCUCUCCAUGCUGGGAUACUCUGGCUUGGGGGAUGGGUGAUGGGAGUAAUAUGAAAUUAUAUUUCCUACCCUUUUUUCAAUGUAUCUUUUCUUAUUUCUAUGCUCCACCCAGGUGCUGUCAUCCCUCACCUGAAAUUCUUAACUCUUGUGAAGGUAUUUUUGUGUAUGGAUAAUUGUUCAAACUGAUGUUUCUGGGAGGCAAAGAGUGCUAGAAAUUCCUAUACCCUCAGCUUGCUUUACUCUCUAAUUCUCUCCUCUGCUGUGUGUUGUCUGUUGCCAAAUACAAAUUUUGGUUUAUUUUAAUUUUAUUUGUUGUAUUAUAUUGUUCUAGAGAUGCUGUUUAAUGCUUCCAAAUCUGCCACUUUUCAUAGUUUGCUAUUCUAGGAAAACAUCCAUGUUUGUCAUUUGCUUCUUAAAUAUGGUUAGGAUAGUUGUUUUAAGCUCUGUGUAUAAUAAUUAUAAAACCAGAUGUCUGUGUAUGUUCCUACUAUCUUGCUUUGUCUGUUUUUUUGGUUCUUGUUCUUGUGAUCUUGUUUACUUAUAUGCCUGGUGAUCUUCAACUCUUUGUGGCUUGUUGCCUUUGUAAAAUUAUUUAAGUGGCUCUGCCCUCCUCUAGAUGGGUUUUCUCUUUUUGUUUCUGGUGGAAAGCAUUUGGCCUACAUUAAACCAAAUGCAGUUUGAGAGUUCCUGGCUCAAUCAAACUGUGAGUACUCAAAGGGAAAAUCCUCAUGGCCACAGCCUUCCAGGAAUUACUUCUUUUCUUUAUAUCUUUCCUUCACCCACUUUGUUCAGUGUCAAGACCAUCUACUUCAUGGGUUCCAGAGAUUGGGUGAAUCUAGAUCUGGUUUGCUUGCCUAGUCCUAGGCAGCCCCUGAGUCCUGAUCUCUCUCUCUCUUUCUCUCUCUCUCUCUCUCUCUCUCUCUUUCUCUCUCUCUCUCUCUCUCUCUCUCUCUCUCUCUCGUGCUGGUGUGACUAGAGUAUGGCAUGGGUGCAUGCUAUAGCAGCACAGAACAUAUCGUGGCUUUAAGGCUCCUUUAUUUCAGAUCCUGAUUCUAUAUGUCUGGGAUAAAGCCUGAGAUUCUGCAUUUCUGACAAGCUGCCAGAUGAUGCCAAUGCUGCUGGUCCACAGAUCAUACUUUGAACAUCAGGGAUGUAUAGAACAAGGACUCUUUCAUUUAAUAACUUGGCAAUAUGUGAACAAUAGUCAAAUUGAGUGAUGGGAAUUGUGCUAUAUAAAUUGGGAGAGAUUUAUGGAACCGAGGGGACUAUGUUAGACCAUGACCUGACUAGUGAAGGAUAGAUAUGGAUGGACAAGGGAAUGAAAUCCUAAUUCAGAUCCAGUUCGGGCUACUUGAAGAGAGAAGAAAGGCUAUAUCUCUAGAUUUUAUUCAUAUGGAGUUCUUUUUUUUACAGGGAAAGAGGUUUCCUUCACAUAUUUUGACCCAGUUGCCCUUCUCAGGAUCACCCACCACCUUGGUGGUAAAGGAUGCACCUCCAUUCUAGGGAGACAUAAGUUGAGGUCUUGUAUUAUCUGGUAUCACCAAAGCCCCCAUCACCUCAACUAAUGGCACUGUGGACUAAGUGCCUAGGCUACACGGAGCUCCAUGUAUUUAUAGGAUGAAAUAAUGAAUCUGAAAGGCUCCACAUCUUAUUAGCUGUGGUCCUGAAUGAAUUUGCAUUAGUAUAUGCAACAUCCAUAUCAAUGUGUCCUGAAUGUUUGCUUCUUUGUACCUUAUGGCAGGACAUUGAGAUCCUCUCCUCAAGAUAUCCAAGUGGGUCCAGUCCUAUAUAAGGAACAUGGGGGUGAUGUCAUAGGCUCUGGACUUUCUUCUUUGAGCAUGGAAAUCAACUCAUGCUAAUGGAUACCUGCGGAAACUCCUCUUCAUAGCCGCAGAUUGAUUUUGAAUCCUAGUUUUGACUCAGACAUACCUACUGCACAUUUGAGUAUGAAUGCUUCAUGAUUCCACACUCUUGAGGGAAUGGCUAUGGAGCUACUCAGGACAAGAUCAUAACGACCUUUAUAUCCCACUGUGCAGUGAGAAUCCCUUGGAAGACUAUAUAGUGUGAACUUGAGAGUGUCUUUAUGUGUUAGGUAGGCUGAUAAGGUAGCACAAAUGUCAAGAGCUAGGAUGAUCUACUGGUAGUCAAAGCAAAAAGGCUGGUAGAGACAAAUAGGCUGAUCUGGGGUCUAGUGACAGACAUAGGAGACUCAAUAGGCCAGUUGCUACAGGAAGGUGUCAUGUACUGGGGACUUUGCAUACUCUUCUUUAACCAAUACAAUAAUCCAGCAAGGUACAAUGCAUUCAUAUAACAGUCAUCUUGGGAUCAGAGAUGUGAAAGGAUUGUGCCAAGGACACAAGUCCAAAAGUUGCAAAGCCUAAUUGUGAACAUACAUCUUUUGAAUACGAGUCUCUGGCUCUUGAAUACUAAACUACUGUCUUAGUCUGUUUUCUCCCUGAGAAACCCUAGCAUUGUUUCAGAAGCUGGGGAGGCUAAGAUAUUAACCCACCAGUCCCUUCCCCCAUUGGCUGAGGUUGCUAUUGAAAUAAAUACCCUUGAGUUGUGAAGCAGACAGGUGCUAGAAACUGCCACAGUGAUGGAGUGAUGGUGAACUCAGUUGGGCUGAAGGGAUUGGGGCAGGGUAUCUACAACAUUGUCUAAGCUUUCCUUCAGGGAAAACCUAACGUGUGUUCCUAAUGUGUGUUUGCUAGAUUAGAGCACGGGAGCAUCUGGGAGGCAUACUCCCUGUCCCACUAAUCUAGGUCAGUGACCUAUAGUCCAUGAUGGGCAGGGUGCCCAGGAGCUGGCCUUGCCCAGGGGAGGCUCCCUUGAGUGGAGAAGCAGCAUGCAUACAGGCUCUGAAAAGCUAGAGAAGCAUACACUGGGGUGUUUUUACCUGGUCUGAGAUUGGUAGAGAAUAUGGUGAUUGUGAACCAGGAGUGGUUGCAAGCUACACAGGUCUUAGGGGACCCAUUCCUUCCUUAGUCUACUUCCUACCUUGAACCUAAUGGGGGCUUCCACUCCUAGGAAUAACAUUCCAGUGUGUCAUUUUGUGGCAAAAGAAUCCAGUCAUCAGCCCUGGGGCAGUCCCAUAAUGUUUCUUCCCUCAAAUUCAGUGUUGAUGACUAUAUUUCCUGGUUGUUGCUCUUAAGAGCUUACUUAGCAUGCCCUACUUUUUCAGGGUGAAUGGGCAAGUCACAGUCAUACUUGGUUGACAUUUACAUAAAGACUCACUGAAUCUCUGCACCAGGAACCAGAAAAUAUUCAGCGUCAGGCAGUCCCAACCCAAGUGAGGUAGAACCUCCUUCCUUCCCUGUGUGUAUAAAAAGCUUGGCACCUGUUGGAUUCAGUCAGAGCACCUAAGUCUGGAAGAAGCCAUAGUCCAUAAUAACAGAUUACAGGUGUAGUCUGAAGCCAUGAAACCUGCUGAUCUUUGAUCUUCUCUUGCUUCUGGGGAGUCCUAGACAGCUUUCCAGAGCCCUUGGAUGCAGCUAGAACCUUUACUUUGGAUCCAGAGUAAAAAGCAUCUCUUGGACAAAGACCUGCUGCUGACAACCUCCUCUCCAUCAUCUGAUUUACCUUGUCUUCUUCACAGGAAGCUCUGAAGCCAACAUGGCCACCCCCCAAGCGGUAGACUAUUCCAGAAUCUUUGGUGUUCAUGAUUCUCUACAGAUGGUGUGGGUCCUGAAUGGAAAUUCUUUAAUAACAACUCCUUUUAACAACAAUGUCAGUCCUGUCAGUCUGGAUUUAAUGACAUGUAUGGACAAAGAAUUCCAUGAUGCAGGAAAAGGCAAUCCAGUUUACUUGGGAAUCAAGAACAACCAUCUUUGUCUUUUCUGUGGAGAAAUUCAGGGCCAGCCAACUUUACAGCUUAAGGAGAAAAAUAUCAUGGAUGUACACAACAAGAAGAAAGCACAGAAGCCUUUUCUCUUUUUCCAUAAUAAGGAGGGCUCCACCUCCACUUUUCAGUCCGUCUCCUACCCUGACUGGUUCAUAGCGACUUCCAAAAUAGCAGGACAGCCUGUCAUUCUCACCAAAGAGAGGGGCAAAAAUUACAUCACUAACUUCUAUCUAGAGCCUCAGGACUAAAUUCAGCCUGGGCUGUGGGUAACUGAUUCCAGGAAAGAGGAUCAAGCAAUCAGAGAAUCUUCCAUUCGGAGACAUAGUAGGUCAUCUUCAUAGACCAACAUGCACUGAUGCCCAUCCAUAGCCCCACCUCAUUCUCGUCACCCAAAACUACCUUUUCCUCUAGAUGGCCAUUUGUGCACCAUGUUUCCUCAUAUGAACAUCACCCCAGUAUGAAACCUGAAUCACUUUUUAUUCUUUCCUGAUCUUGUCCCACUAUCCACUUAGUUGCCAAGUCCAGUUAAGUCAACAUCCCAGAUGCUUCUUACGCACACCCCUCUCUAUUCCUAUUCCUUCUGACAACCUAUGGCCUAGAGAUGUGAGUUCCAAGCAUUUUUGUUCAUACAACCCUAUCAAUAAAAGAGUAUUAUUUGUUAAUUCUCUGCAUGUAUUAUGAUAUG